AUGACACAGAAGAGAAUUGACAGCUUCUUCAGCGUAGGUCCAAAAACUGGGCUGUCUGAAAAAGGCACCGAUGCAACCGAGCCUAGUACAUCGCCCGGUACGUCUGGUGUGAAGGAAGGUCCUGAACCUAUGACUUUAGAUAAAGAUGAGCUCGUGGGGAUUGCGUACAGUCCCGAUGACUUGUAUCCUGAUCCAGCAAGUUUAACAAAGGCUUCAGAUGACUCGAUAAAAGUGAAAGUGCUGCAAAACAACAAAGAAUGGGCCAAAACUUUUAAGUUUCCGUCAAGUAUUGAGUAUGGAAUGAAGCGUCAGUUCUCCGUAGAUUGGCUAGAGAAGUAUGACUGGCUUCGAUAUUCAGUUUCCGAGAAUUCAGUGUAUUGUGCUCCCUGUAUUUUGUUUGGUGCUUCAUCUCCAAAGGAGAAAACAUUCAUCAAUACCCCAGUAUCAAAAUGGUCUAACCUUGGAAAGUACAUCAAGAGACAUACCGAGCCUGGUUCGAGUCAUCAUAGCUGCUGCGCUAGUGCUAGUAGUUUUAUGAAAAUCAUCGAAGGGAAACAAGCAAGCAUUACAGCACAACUGUCGAGAAACAAAGUCGAAACUGUUGCUAAAAAUAGACAGGUGCUUAGAUCUGUUAUAGAGGUCAUCAUUCUGUGCGGUCGACAAAAUAUUCCACUUAGAGGUCAUGAUGACAACAAUAGUAACUUUACUGUCCUGUUGAAAGACAAGGCCAACAGGGAUGAAAUCCUGAAAACACACCUGUCCUCUAAAUCUAAGGUUACUUACACUUCGCCUAUGAUCCAAAAUGAAUUAAUCACUUUGUUGGGAAAUAACAUAAAAGGCAAGAUAGUUCAGCAGUGCAACGAUGCUAUUUGUUAUUCAUUUCUUGCAGAUGAAGCUACUGACGCGAGCACUAUGGAACAAAUUGCUAUGUGUGUAAGAUAUUAUUCUGAAACUGAACAGGACGUGCGUGAAGACUUUGUGGGCUUUGUGCAAGCAGAAUCUACAACAGGAGAGGCUCUUUUUAACAAGUUUAUUGAGGGGCAGCGGGACGCAGGAUUAGACAUCUCCAAGAUGAGGGGACAAGGGUAUGAUGGGGCCAGUAUUAUGUCUGGUUGUCAUCGAGGUGUGCAAGCUCGGGUCCAGCAAGUAGUUCUCCAAGCAAUGUAUGUGCACUGCAAAGCCCAUAGCCUUAAUUUGUCAAUUGUGCAUGCCUGUAAAGAGGCACUCGUCAGAAACUUGUUGGACACAGUACAACAAAUCGGAUUUGCUUUCCAGUACUCUGCCAAACGUCUUUUAGCUUUCAAAGAGGAGCUUGGCAACGAUCCCGUGGCACAGGAAGAGAUGCAGAAGAGAACACGUCUUCAAAGUCUGUGUGAGACGCGAUGGGCUAGUCGGGCUGACGCACUUUACACUUUCAAAGCUGCAUACACAUCUAUUGUAAGUGCACUGGAGGUGCUAGAACGAGAGGGAGACUCAAAAGCACGGAGCUACAGAUGCAGUAUCCUUGGGUUCGACUUCCUUCAUCAUCUCUCUAGUUGUGGUUGA
Ruditapes philippinarum (Manila clam) is the source of this 1545-nucleotide messenger RNA. Its product is annotated as zinc finger MYM-type protein 1-like. The record is from RefSeq and is a predicted model, not a curated record. The transcript has 3 exons. Bases 1 to 1545 code for a protein of 514 amino acids. Lineage: Eukaryota; Metazoa; Mollusca; Bivalvia; Venerida; Veneridae.